ACACACGCCUAAAUGGCUAAUGUUUUAUUCAUUAACUUCAGAGAGUAGUCCUGAAGACCCUUGGUGGGCACUGAACAUCGCUCAGUUUACGAAUAAAAACUCGUAAUUCUACCAAGAGAUGGCAGAUCCUUCGUUCGCUUUUUUCUGGUUAACCAUGUGGUUGAUUAGCAUUUCAUUACCUAAUCUUGAUCUGUUUUCAAUUGUAAUUAACUUUUAAUUACUGAUUAUUAAUAAUAAAGAAAAAUUUUCUCUCCAAGUUAACCGACAGUCAAAAUUGGUGUCUCUUUGAAAUAAUGAUGUUUUUGCUUUUUAGAGUAAACCCAAAGUUUUCUGAGAAAACGUUUUCAAAUCCCUAUUAUAUUUAAUCAUUAACAACUUUAAUCAAUUACUAAAUAAUCCUUUAAUUAAUAAAUCACAUGCUGAUCAUCCUGUCAUCAUAAGAUUAUCCCUAUGGGGAUAUGAUAAGUUUUGAAAACUUAAUUUUCCUCUAAUUGAUUUUGCUUUUCAUUUGUGUUGAGCGUCAAUAGUUUCAAUGUUUUGUCAACUUUUUUUUUGUAAGAUUAACAGUUAAUUAAUCAACAGAUUAGUUGAUCUACAUUCUUAUCCAUGUCCAAAAAUGUUAAUUCCGAUAAUCAAAUCUCAUCGAAUCUACUUGACUCUCUCGGUAAACUUUCUCUUCAACAAAUUGUGAUACUAGUGAUCAGUUAAUUGACUCCUCUUCAAUAUCUUCCUCUAAAAAUAAAUCAUUGCCAACACCCUUGCCUUCAUCUGACGUUCAUUCAUCAGAUGAGUUAAAAGAAGAGAAUGAAAAUGAAACUGUCCAGAAAACGGAAUAGUUACGAAUUUUUCUUCAUUUAGGCUUCCAUUUCCUAAAGAGCCAAUAAUCGAUGUGUUGAAUUUCAAAGAUUGUAACUUGGACUGGACGUUUUCCGCAGAUACUGAUCUUGGUAAUCCAAAGAGAUUGGGCUACUUUUCCUGUCAAAUUGCGGCUGAUGGAAAGACACAGUCAUAUCAUCCCGAUAAAUCAGCAUCGCGUUACUUGCAUUACUUCCAUAAAAAGAAGAUAAACAUGGAUCUUCUUGUCGGUUUCCAUCCCGAAAAGACCUGGGGUCGUGUUCCUCCUGGUGAGAUGCACAUCUUGAGAUGGUUUAAUGACAAUUUCUACGAGUGUACCCACCAAGAAGACAACGAAGAAGACGAUGAAGGCAAAGUAGAAGAAGUUAGCAUUGAUUUCAUUUGUUAUACUCGAAUGUUGCGAUCUGUCAUGAAUGCACCUUACAACAAUCGACAAGAUUGGAUUUGUAUAGCGAUCAAAGUUCGUGAAUCGAUUAUAUUAGACGAAAUUGAUACACCUUCGAGACAAGCAUCCACUGAUGGACAAACCAAUCGUCAAAAGGCUGCUUCGUAUGCAGGAUACAAAUUUGAAGAAAUUAUCACCCGCAGGUACGAUGGAGUUCACAGGCCAACUCACGACGAAGGAAAUCGUGAUUCUUUCUACAUUGUUUCCAAAGUCAAACUUAAUAAACAUACAAUUCUAUAUUGUAAUCGAGUCGAUUGUGCCCUGAAUAAAGAUCAGUUGGAUAAACCAGUUGACAAAAUGGAAUUCGCCCAGAUUAAAACUCGAUCCGCGAAUUACUAUACUGCUCAUCAAGCUAAAACCUUUUUCUGGAGAAAAAAAGUUAUACCUUGGUGGAUCGAAUCCAUGCUUGGCAAUAUUAAUCAGAUUGUCUGUGGAGAUAAAGAUGACAAUUUUUACAUAAGAAAAAUCUCAAAAUUGCAGGUUAACAGUUUACCUGAUGAAAGAAAUAUUUGGUCACCACGAACUUGUGUCACUUUCUUGGACAUGUUUCUUUCAUUCAUAAAAUCAAUGGUAACUGAUGAAUUGACACCAUAUCGAUUCUAUUGUGUUCCUGGUAAAGCAAUUGUUUGCCAAAAGAUGAAUGAACCAGUAGAAAAUUAUUUACCCUCUUGGUUUAUCAAUGAUGAAGAGCCAUAUGACUAAUUAAUCAAUAAACGAUAUGAUAUUCUUACCUUUUGAA
This is a messenger RNA of Panonychus citri (citrus red mite), 2039 nucleotides long. RefSeq names its product decapping and exoribonuclease protein-like. NCBI's taxonomy places the organism in Eukaryota, Metazoa, Arthropoda, Arachnida, Trombidiformes, Tetranychidae. The record is from RefSeq and is a predicted model, not a curated record. The transcript has a single exon. Gene Ontology annotation, biological process: nuclear-transcribed mRNA catabolic process; NAD-cap decapping. Gene Ontology annotation, molecular function: mRNA 5'-diphosphatase activity. Bases 1070 to 2002 code for a protein of 310 amino acids. Gene Ontology annotation, cellular component: cytosol; nucleus.